Molecule: messenger RNA, 1911 nt
Organism: Sorghum bicolor (sorghum)
Lineage: Eukaryota; Viridiplantae; Streptophyta; Magnoliopsida; Poales; Poaceae
Product: nuclear transcription factor Y subunit A-10
Exons: 6
Coding region: 399-1436 (345 amino acids)
Biological process (GO): regulation of transcription by RNA polymerase II
Molecular function (GO): DNA-binding transcription factor activity, RNA polymerase II-specific; RNA polymerase II cis-regulatory region sequence-specific DNA binding
Source: RefSeq, a predicted model, not a curated record
AAACCUUCUCUCUCCCUCCCUCUCCUCACUGUGUGCUACUGGUGUCCUCUUGCGUCCAUUAUUAGGAGCGGCGGCCUCCUGGUCCCUGGCGCUGGGAAGGCUUCCUCGUUCGCUGCCUGCCUGCGUGCCUCCCCCUCCUCCCCCCUCUCCGCUCAUGUGCUGGUCCAUCGCCUGCCUCCUCCUCGGUUUGUCCUGAAUCCUUGGACCGACCACGCAUACACAAGCUCAGCUCAGGUAAGGCUGUGGUUGGAUUCUUUGGUGUUCCAUUCCAUCCGGCCAAGAAUCCUGCGAGAGCCUUGGAGCCAGUCAAGCCUGCUGCCGUCGUCGUCGUCGUCUUGGGUGAGGCAGGCAACCGUCAGCUUCAAUCUCCUCGCCGAGGCAAGCAGCAGGCCGCCGCCAUGAUGAGCUUCAAGGGCCACGAGGGGUUUGGUGGUCAGGUGUCCGCCGCCACCGGUGCCGGGAGCCAGGUGGCGGCCUCCCAUGGCGCUGCGGCUGCCGGAGCAGGCCCGCUGCCGUGGUGGGCGGGGCCCCAGCUGCUGUUCGGCGAGCCGGCGCCCCUGUCGCCGGAGGAGACGCGCCGGGACUCCCAGUUCCAGGUCGUGCCGGGGGCUCAGGGCACGCCGCCGGAUCCAGCGCCGCCCAAGAGAGGGACACCUGAGGUCCUCAAAUUCUCUGUCUUCCAAGGGAAUUUGGAGUCAGGUGGUAAAGGAGAGAAAAACCCAAAGAAUUCUACCACGAUUGCUCUGCAGUCACCAUUCCCAGAAUACAAUGGUCGUUUCGAGAUCGGUCUUGGUCAAUCUAUGAUGGUCCCUUCCAAUUAUUCUUGUGCUGACCAGUGCUAUGGCAUGCUUACGACUUAUGGAAUGAAAUCGAUGUCUGGUGGGAGAAUGCUGUUGCCACUAAAUGCGCCAGCCGAUGCACCCAUCUAUGUGAACCCGAAGCAGUACGAAGGCAUCCUCCGUCGUCGCCGUGCUCGCGCUAAGGCGGAGAGCGAGAACAGGCUUGCCAAAGGCAGAAAGCCCUAUCUCCAUGAGUCGCGCCACCUCCAUGCGAUGCGUCGGGUGAGAGGCUCCGGCGGGCGCUUCCUCAACACGAAGAAAGAAGGAGGGCAUGGCACGGACGUUGAUGCGAAUGGGGGCAGCAAGAUGGCAGCAGCAGCACCAUCACGCCUCACCAUGCCCCCUAGCUCCGAGCCUCCACGACCACCAGGGCUCAGCAACAUUAGCAACCCGCACUUCCACUCCCAGAGUAGCGUCUCCAGCUUGUCUGGCUCCGAUGUGUCAAACAUCUACGGCGGCUUGGAGCAGCCCCCUCGGGCGCCACCCUUCUUCACCGUGCUGCCACCCAUCAUGGACGGCGACCAUGGUGGCGUCACCCACAUCUCUUCCUUCAAGUGGGCAGCCAGCGACAGCUGCUGCGAGCUCCUCAAGGCAUGAACCGAGGAGGAGGGGAUGGCUACUCAGACAAACGGCCUUCUCCCCGAUGGCUGGUAGUCUGUAGGCAAAUCAUUCUUGGCUGUUCUGCAUUGGGGUGCAACCUCCACAUCAUCUACCUACCUACCCACCCCCUGUCCCUGAAAUUCCACAGUGCUUUGGGUUACAGGGGUCUUGUGUGAUGAUGUGGCUCCCCCACAUGCCUUUGCUGUAACAUAUUGUACCCAAACCACUGCUACUUGGUACUUCUCGGUAUCAUUGUCUCAGUAUGGAUUCUCCGUUGUCACAGUGUUUGAAUAAUUGAGGCGUCAGACUUCAGGGUUGCUCCAAUUCUUGGAGAUGUGUCUGGGUCUGUGUCUGUUUGAAGAUGGUCUGAAACUUUGUGAUGGCGAAGAUGCUGUGUUAUUGUAGUCUGAAUCUGUAAGUUUGGGACCAACAUUCUGUUAUUGCAGUUGACGCAUGGCUUGUAUUUUAGGUA